Molecule: messenger RNA, 1134 nt
Organism: Cuscuta epithymum
Lineage: Eukaryota; Viridiplantae; Streptophyta; Magnoliopsida; Solanales; Convolvulaceae
Source: the annotation of a GenBank genome assembly
UUUAAUUGGGCUUAAGAGUUAUUCGGGUUCGAUUGAGCCCAAAUGACUCCACAUAAGUUUGUGGAGCUCCAUCUCCAUCCCGCGCUUCUCCGGCGAUGGCGCCGAAACGUCGCCGUUCAAAGAAUGGUGGAAAGCUUUCCAAUCGAAGAGGUUUGCAGCCUCCAAAGAAAGAACAUGAAGAACCUGGAGACGACGAAGGUGUAAGCGCGGCGGUUGAGAAGUACUGGUUUCAAAGGUUCAAUCUCUUCUCCAAGUACGACGAGGGCAUAAGGAUGGAUGAAGAGGGGUGGUUUUCCGUCACGCCGGAGAAAAUCGCCGCCAGGCAAGCCCACCGAUGCUGCGGCGCUGUUGUCAUAGAUGCUUUCACGGGCGUGGGUGGAAAUGCCAUUCAACUUGCCGCAAAGUAUAGUCAUGUAAUUGCUAUUGACAUUGACCCUAGAAAGAUUGAAAUGGCUCAAAACAAUGCAAGGAUAUAUGGAGUGGAGGAAUACAUAGAUUUUCUUACAGGGGAUUUUUUCCAAUUGGCACCAUUUCUCAAGGGAGAUGUGGUAUUUCUUUCUCCUCCAUGGGGUGGCCCAGCAUAUAAGUUGAGAGACACCUAUACCCUAGACCUCCUGAAACCAAAAGAUGGUUAUUCGCUAUUUCAGGUUGCACACAACAUUACACCGAAUAUUAUUAUGUACUUGCCUCGUAACAUGGACUUGAUUCAAGUGGAACAGCUUGCUUGGUUAUCUUCCCCCCCUCUACAAAACCAGAUUGAAAAAAACAAGCUUCAUGGUCACAUGAAAGGCAUAACCGCUUAUUUUGGCGAUAUUGCAACACCUUAAACUCGGCUCAGUUUUAUUCAUUAAACUAGCAAUGUACGCACAAUGUGCGAUAGAUGCCCAAAAUUAUUAGUAACGAGCAGUGGCAUUUGACAAAUGUUUUAUUUUGAAGGACUAUAAUGACCUAUUAUAAAUACCAAAUAUAAUAGGUGGAUUUAAAUCUUUUAAAAUGAAAGGACUCUUUAAACGUGUAAAAACUGGAAGUUUGUAAAGGUAGAUAUACUCCGUAUAAAACUUCAAGUAACUUCUUUAUCAGGCAGUGGGGUUCAAAUGUAACAAAUGCAAAAAGUACUAAUAUUUGUAGUAUAUU